CAACACUUGAACCACCAUUCUGCUCUUGCUUGCAAAGGGGUUCUCCUCCUUGUCUUUCGUUUUGCCAUUUCGCCAUCAUGACUCUUUCACAGCCUGGCUCGGCUGAAAAAACAAUCCGCAAAAUCGAUAUUGCCCAGGUUUCCCUCAGUCUGCAAGAUCGGUUGGGUCUUGCCAAACUCAAGUAUCAGCAUGGUCGACUGCAUGGCCUGAACCCGAACCAGCAGGAUGGCAGAUCUACUUUUGACAGUGACAAACCCUCCGACUCCUCCUCUGAGUUCUCCCGCAGUCGGUGCGAGACUCCCUUCACCUCCCCUCCCCUCCGAGCGGCAACCUAUUCCAAGGAACUCCCUCGAUCCGCCCGCAAUAAACAUGCAGCCACAUUCAACUCUCGAGUGAUGCAGCCCAUGCUGUCGGCUAGUCGAAAGCGUCUGCGGUCGGAUUCUGAUUCUGAACGCCCCUCGGGUCUCAUGGAAGAGUUCUUACCGGCUGCCAGAAUCCUCUCCUGGCAUGAACCGUCACCUUACAAGCCGCCGCCAGGCCCCUCCUUCAUGUCCGAGGCCACAAUUCCAGAGCUUGUACCACAGACCAUCAGAAGAGAGGGACCCAGAUCUGCCGCUGCACAGUUUCCAGAAUAUGAGCUCGAUGGUGGGCUCCUCCCCUCCACGGACCCCUCCCCCAAGCACAUGCGACUGUCGCGCAACGAUCGGCCGCAUCAUGAGGAUGGCGCAGAUUUGCUCCUGUACCUGGCCAACUCCCCAACCCCUGCUCGGAUUGCACGGGGCGCUGGAAACCAGGCUUUCCCUCCUUCGACCCCUCCCAGCCAGCACGCAAUGCUGCCAGGCAUGACCCCCACACCUGGAGGUGGCGGCAUGUUUGCCAAUAUCGGAACCCCAGGUCAGCAAUUCAACUUUGCCGACUUCGUGAAUGUGACCCCCAGCCCGGCUCAGCCAGCUUGGGGUGGCCGCACCCCUGGCAAUCCCAGUCGCACCCCGCUCACCACCAAGCAAGCUCGAAAGCGAUUGAACUUCGAUGCCAUUGUGCCCCCGAGCACCUCUGAUCCUCGCAUGGGUGGCAAGGAAACCGGGCUGGCUUUGCAGCUCGGCGGCGAGCUUCGCCCUUGA
Molecule: messenger RNA, 1121 nt
Organism: Penicillium canescens
Lineage: Eukaryota; Fungi; Ascomycota; Eurotiomycetes; Eurotiales; Aspergillaceae
Exons: 4
Coding region: 78-1121 (347 amino acids)
Source: RefSeq, a predicted model, not a curated record